AUGCAGCUCUGGGACACUGCCGGUCAAGAGCGCUUCCAAUCGCUCGGUGUUGCCUUCUACCGCGGUGCCGACUGCUGCGUGCUCGUAUACGACGUGAACAACUCGAAGAGUUUCGAUACCCUGGAUAGCUGGAGAGACGAAUUCUUGGUUCAGGCCAGCCCGAUGGAUCCUGAGAGCUUCCCAUUUGUUGUCAUUGGCAACAAGAUCGAUGUGGAGGAGAGCAAAAGGAUGAUCUCGUCCAAGCGCGCCAUGACAUUUUGCCAAUCGAAGGGAGGUAUCCCGUACUUCGAGACCAGUGCUAAGGAGGCCAUCAACGUCGAGCAAGCUUUUGAAGUUAUCGCACGACAAGCUCUGGCACAGGAGGACGUGGGUGACUUCAGCAACGACUUCCCCGAGACAAUCCCGAUCGACCUCAAGGGCAGCGAAGGCGGUUGCGCAUGCUAG
Molecule: messenger RNA, 444 nt
Organism: Alternaria hordeiaustralica
Lineage: Eukaryota; Fungi; Ascomycota; Dothideomycetes; Pleosporales; Pleosporaceae
Gene: YPT7
Product: Rab GTPase ypt7
Exons: 5
Coding region: 1-444 (147 amino acids)
Biological process (GO): regulation of vacuole fusion, non-autophagic
Cellular component (GO): fungal-type vacuole membrane; late endosome; phagocytic vesicle
Molecular function (GO): GTP binding; GTPase activity
Source: RefSeq, a predicted model, not a curated record